CUUCAAUCAAGUUCUAGUUUCUUUGCAAUGGAGAAGGAGCCCCAAAUUCAACAUUCAAGAGUGAAAUUAGGCAGUCAAGGAUUGGAGGUUUCGAGAUUAGGAUUCGGAUGCAUAGGACUUUCCGGGGUAUACAAUGCUCCCCUAUCCCAUGAAGAUGGAUGUGCAAUCAUAAGAGAAGCUUUCAAUAGGGGAAUCACCUUCUUCAACACAGCUGACAUUUAUGGCGACAAACACGAUAACGAGAUCAUGCUCGGCAAGGCAAUAUUAUUUUAAUACAUGUUUCUUAUAUCCCAAGCAACACUCUUAAAUCCUCGGUUUCACCAACUAAUCCAUUUUCUUCACAACCGUUGGUCACUAAAACAACUUCCUCGAGACAAAAUUCAAGUGGCAACGAAAUUCGGAUUCGUGUAUUCGGAAUCAAACGGGAGUCCUCUAAUCGAGGUCAAGGGCAUCCCUCUGCAUGUUCAAGCUUGCUGUGAAGCAAGUCUUGAGAGGCUUGAUGUGGAUUACAUCGAUCUUUACUUUCAACAUCGUGUGGAUACUUCAGUGCCCAUAGAAGAAACAAUGGGAGAGCUGAAGAAGCUGGUGGAAGAAGGAAAGAUAAAAUACAUUGGAUUAUCAGAGCCUAGCAUUGAUACAAUAAAGAGAGCACACAACGUUCAUCCCAUCACUGCCUUACAAAUGGAGUAUUCUCUCUGGACUCGUGAAAUCGAAGAUGAAAUACUCCCACUUUGCCGAGAACUUGGAAUUGGGAUAGUGGCAUAUAGUCCUCUCGGUAGAAGCUUUUUUGGAGGCAAGGCGGUUAUGGAAACCAUGCCCAGUGGCAUAUAG
This is a messenger RNA of Hibiscus syriacus, 831 nucleotides long. Its product is annotated as probable aldo-keto reductase 1. The record is from RefSeq and is a predicted model, not a curated record. The transcript has 4 exons. Bases 277 to 831 code for a protein of 184 amino acids. Gene Ontology annotation, cellular component: cytoplasm. NCBI's taxonomy places the organism in Eukaryota, Viridiplantae, Streptophyta, Magnoliopsida, Malvales, Malvaceae.